This is a messenger RNA of Anguilla rostrata (American eel), 7492 nucleotides long. It is a transcript of the gene hdlbpb, whose product is annotated as high density lipoprotein binding protein b. Gene Ontology annotation, cellular component: nucleus; cytoplasm. The record is from RefSeq and is a predicted model, not a curated record. Bases 490 to 4275 code for a protein of 1261 amino acids. Gene Ontology annotation, molecular function: mRNA binding. The transcript is spliced from 28 exons. NCBI's taxonomy places the organism in Eukaryota, Metazoa, Chordata, Actinopteri, Anguilliformes, Anguillidae.
CUUUCACAACAAUGAUGGAGAGUUUGCAACCAGGUGAAGAAGCGCAUUAAAAUGUUUAUGAAUUCACCUUUAAACUAAAUAACGUCGCAUUUUAAUUAUCUUGAUCAAAAACCAAUGGAAAAUGUUUUACUGUUGGAACUGGUUCUACUAAUUUCGGUUGCCAGUUCGACAAUUCUUUCAGUAAACAUAAACGGCUUGUGUGGAAAACAAGUGGUGUUUCCCUGACGGUACAAUAAAGACAGCACGUCGAUGUGCGUGGAAUCCCUGCGCGGCAAUCGUAAGGGAGUUGCUACAUAUUGUGAGUGUGAAAGUGCGUAAACGUUCGUAGCUUGCUCGCUGUCAAACGGGGUGGGAAAGGAUUUCCUACAGUCUAUGCUCAAAAGGACUGACCACAGAAACAUACACUGAAGUGCUUUCGGUAGCCUCCUUCAGGACGGACCCUUCUGGUUACUGACCUUUUAUCAGCGGAAUAGCGGAUACCCUUGAACCAUGAGCUCGGUUGCAGUGCUGACCCAGGAGAGCUUCGCUGAGCAUCGCAGCGGGCUGAGGGAUGCGGAGAUCACAGGUGGAACCCCAGAGGAUGAGGCCUACAUCCCCACCUAUUUGGAGGCCUUCCCCCCACUCCCUGAGAAGGGAGCACCGGGGGAAAAGUCGGGUGAGCCCACAGGAGCCUGGAGCAAGAUUCGCCCCAUAAAGGCCUCAGUCAUCACACAGGUGUUUCAUGUCCCCCUGGAGGAGAGGCGUUACAAAGACAACAGUCAGUUUGGGGAGGGCGAGGAGGCCAAGGUGUGCCUGGACAUCAUGCAGAGGACGGGGGCUCACAUUGAGCUGUCGCUGGCCAAGGAUCAGGGCCUGUCCAUCAUGGUGACGGGCAAGCUGGACUCCGUCAUGAAAGCGCGCAAAGAGAUCGUCGCCCGGCUGCAGACGCAGGCCUCGGCCACGGUCACCAUCCCGAAAGAGCACCACCGAUUUGUCAUCGGGAAGAACGGGGAGAAACUGCAGGAGCUGGAGCUGAAGACGGCCACCAAGAUUGGCAUUCCACGACCGGACGACCCCAGCACUAACAUCAGGAUCACGGGCACCAAGGAGGGCAUUGAGAAGGCCCGGCACGAGAUCCUGCUCAUCUCUGCAGAGCAGGAUAAGCGAGCGGUGGAGCGUCUCUCUCUGGAGAAGGCUUUCCACCCUUUCAUUGCCGGAGCUCAUAACCGACUGGUUCAGGAGCUGAGUCAGGAGACUGGGGCCCGCAUCAGUAUCCCCCCUCCCAGCCUGCCCAAGGACGAGAUAGUCAUCACUGGGGAGAAGGAGGCGGUCGCCCUGGCCAUCGCCCAUAUCAGAGCCAUCUAUGAGGAAAAAAAGCGCAAAACGACCACGAUCUCGGUGGAGGUGAAGAAGUCGCAGCACAAGUACAUCGUUGGGCCCAAGGGGAACACACUGCAGGAGAUCAUGGAGAGCACCGGCGUUUCCGUGGAGAUGCCUCCGCUGGACUCCGGCUCUGAGACCAUCAUCCUGAGGGGCGAGCCCGACAAACUGGGCCCUGCCCUCACUCAGGUGUACGCUAAGGCCAAGAGUGUGAUGGUCGUGGAAGUGACGGCUCCAGCCUGGCUACAUCGCUUCAUCAUUGGGAAGAAAGGACAGAAUAUUGGGCGUAUCACUCAGCAGUUACCUAAAGUGCACAUAGAGUUCACGGAUGGGGAGGAGAAGAUUAGCCUGGAGGGACCAACGGAGGAGGUGGAGCAGGCUCAGACCCAGAUCCAAGACAUCAUCAAAGACCUGAUGCUGAGGAUGGACUACACAGAAGUACACAUCGACCAGCGUUUCCACAGACACCUCAUUGGCAAGAAUGGAGCGAACAUUAACAGGAUAAAGGAGCAGUACAAGGUGUCGGUGCGGAUCCCGCAGGACUCAGACCGCAGUGGGCUGGUGCGCAUAGAGGGGGACCCCCAGGGGGUGCAGCUGGCGCGCAGGGAGCUGAUUGACAUGGCCCAGCGCAUGGAGAAUGAACGCACCAAGGACCUGAUUAUUGAGCAGAAGUUCCACCGCACCAUCAUCGGCCAAAAAGGCGAGAAGAUCAAAGAAGUGCGGGACAAGUUUCCCGAGGUCAUCAUCAAUUUCCCGGACCCGGCCCAGAAGAGUGAUAUCGUGCAGCUGCGGGGUCCCAAGAACGAGGUGGAGAAGUGCGGCAAGUUCCUGCAGAAACUCCUUGCUGACCUCAUUGAGAAUAGCUUCUCCAUCUCUGUCCCAAUCUUCAAGCAGUUCCACAAAAACAUCAUUGGCAAAGGAGGUGCCAACAUCAAAAAGAUCCGUGAGGAAACGAACACCAAGAUUGACCUUCCCACGGAGAACAGUGACUCUGAGAUGAUUGUGAUCACUGGGAAAAAGGGGAACUGUGAGGUGGCGCGUGACCGCAUCCUGGCCAUCCAGAGAGACCUGGCAAACAUAAAGGAGGCGGAGGUGACAAUCCCGGCUAAGCUGCACAACUCCCUGAUCGGGUCCAGGGGCUGUCUGGUGCGUUCUGUAAUGGAGGACUGUGGGGGCGUUCACAUCCACUUCCCCUCCGAGGGUUCGGGCUCAGACCGGGUCACCAUCCGGGGCCCGGCAGGAGAGGUGGAGAAGGCCCGGAAACAGCUGCUGCAGCUGGCUGAGGAGAAGCAAAUCAACAACUUCACAGCAGAGCUGCAGGCCAAGCCUGAAUACCACAAGUUCCUGAUUGGGCGGGGCGGGGCCAACAUCCGGCGCGUGAGGGACCGCACGGGGGCUCGCAUCAUCUUCCCCUCCCCUGACGACCCUGAGCAGGAGCUCAUCACCAUCGUGGGGCGAGAGGAGGCCGUACGGCAAGCCCAGAAGGAGCUGGAGACCCUUGUCAAAAACCUGGAUGACGUGAUCGAGGAUAGCAUGGUUGUGGAGCCGCGCCACCACCGCCAUUUUGUGUGCCGCCGUGGUCAGGUCCUGAGGGAGCUGGCGGAGGAAUACGGGGGUGUGGCAGUUAGCUUCCCGCGCACAGGCACCCACAGCGAACGUGUCACACUAAAGGGGGCCAAGGACUGCGUGGAGGCUGCCAAGCGACGCAUUCAGGAGAUCAUCGUGGACCUGGAGGCGCAGGUGAUGGUAGAGGUUGCAAUCCCCCAGAGGUACCACCGUGCGGUCAUGGGCCCUAAGGGCUCGCGCAUCCAGCAGAUCACCCGAGACCAUGAGGUCCAGAUCAAGUUUCCUGAGAGGGAGGAGUCAGCAGGGGUAGAGCCCUCUCCACAGGAGAAUGGUGAUGCCAGCCCAGAGGCGGAGUUUGUCCCACGCAAGUGUGACAUCAUCACCAUCUCUGGGCGGGCUGAGAAGUGUGAGCCAGCACGGACAGCCCUGCUGGCUCUGGUCCCAGUCACUGUGGAUGUGGAAGUUUCCUAUGACCUCCAUCGCUACAUCAUUGGACAGAAAGGCAGUGGAAUCCGCAAGAUGAUGGAGGGAUAUGAGGUGAAUAUAUGGGUGCCACAGCAGGAGCAGCAGUCGGACGUUAUUAAGAUCACGGGUCAGGUGGCAAACGUGGAGCGUGCGCGGGUGGGGCUGCUGGAGAGGGUCAGAGAGCUUCAGGCUGAGCAGGAGGAUCGGGCUCUGAGGAGCUUUAAGCUCACCAUCUCUGUCCAACCCAAAUAUCACCCAAAGAUCAUUGGACGGAAGGGGGCAGUUAUCUCCCAGAUCCGCAAGGACCAUGACGUCAACGUGCAGUUCCCUGACAAGGGAGAUGAGCAGCAGGAUCUGAUCACGAUUUCAGGGUACGAGCGGAACGUAGAAGAGGCGCGGGCGGCGAUCGAGCAGCUGGUGUCGGUCCUGGAGGAGAUGGUGAGCCAGGACGUGAAGCUUGACCACCGCGUCCACGCCCGCAUCAUCGGCGCUCGUGGCAAGGCCAUCCGCAAACUCAUGGAGGAGUUCAAGGUGGAUAUCCGGUUUCCACAGCCCGGAUCUGAUGAUCCAGACCGGGUUACAGUGUCUGGACUUCCAGAGAGCGUGGACAAUGCCAUUGACCACCUGCUCAACCUGGAGGAGGAGUAUAUGAUGAGUGUGACAGAAACAGAAACAAUGGCAGCCUACAUGAAACCCCCGUCACGGGGGGGAGGAGGGGGCGACGCAGACAGUGGGAUGCCUGCCAAGGGCUUUGUGGUGAGGGACGCUCCGUGGAAUGCUCCUGGAAAUAAGGCCCCUGACAUGAGCAGUGCUGAAGACUUCCCAACCUUUGGAGCUGGUGUGGCUCCUAAACAGACGUCUGCCUGGGGCCCCAAGAAGUUCUGAGAGAGGGAGAGAGCCGAGAAACUGGAUGUGGCUAUUCCUGGCACACCUCCCUUCAUCUUCCCUAGCUCCAGGUUCACCCGUCUCUCAUCCACCACACUCUCACUCUUGCGCUCUCUCUCUUUCUCUUGGGUAGCAUCAUGGUCAUUCAGGAGACGAGAGGAAUAGAAAACACUCUUUCCUCCACAGCAGAACGAGUUCCUCUCUUUCUUAACUCUGUCACCUUUUUGCUUUCUCUUCUACCAGAGAUGUUGACAGUUGACAAAAAUUUGUAGAACAGGGUGGUCAGAACUAAAUGCUCAUUUUUUAUUUUGAACCCGCUACUGUGGACAUGAUUCAUCAGGUUUUGUCAGAGUCAAAGGACAUGGCUCUGUAUAGUGGUUUGGACAGAGAGACAGACGGCAGACUUUUUAGAAAAAAGACGAGGUUAGGCCAAGAUUUCCAAAGUUAUUUUGGUUUUCUGGAUAGAAAGAGUAGAAUAUUUUAUUGCGUAAUGAAAAUUAUGGCGAUGGUUUUAAAAUGUCUGAUUGAGUUGUUUUUCUUUUUAGUGUGUAUUUAUUCUGUAGCUGGUCCUUUCAAGCACAUACAAGACUUCAGGGGGGGAUUACUGAAAUUAUGUGGUUGGAGGGCAUUACAUCUUAAAACACACUCACUGGUGUGUAUAGUUCCUUUUUAUUCAUUUCUAUUCAGAGAUGAAGUAGCACUUAUGGUAGUAUUUUCAAGAUGGCUAAAAGUGGCUCUAAAUUGACAUUCUGUGAUAUUUUGUCAUUAAUGAUGGAGUCUGUUUCACUGUUAUUUAUUAAUUUAUAUUUAUUAUUUUCUGUAUUAGAGUUGCUUUUCAGUUUCAUCUGAACAAAGACUGAAUCAGCCAGGAGGUUAGCUGUAAUCUACUGGGAUAAUAAUGUUACUUGUUUUUAAAUUCUGUUUUGGAUUUUUUUUUUUUUUGAAGAAUUGGAAUUCUUGGUUUUUAGGGGUGUGUGUGCGCGUGCGUGCAUGUGUGUGUGAGAGCUAUGUGCCAGGAUUAAGCUUAAUCAUGCUUGCAUUUCUCCACCAGUUCCUUGUCUCACUUACCCUCUACCCCCCAAUCUGUCUUCUACUUUUCCUCUCACUUGGUUCAGCACUCAUUUUCCAGCUUGUCCUCCUGAACACAGUUACACUGGGAAGGUCCACUCUCGGCGAAACAGAGUAAAAUCAGCUCAGUAAAGGGAAUUGUUAAAAAUAGUUCAUCUUGGAUUGCAUUAUUAUAAUUAAACAUAAUAAUACAUCAAUCAUAAUAACUUGCCAAAAGGACCGUUUAUAUUAAUUUCUCUCAACUGGAUAAAUACUUUCAGAAAAUCCUGAUUAUCAAAUAAUAGUGCACAUUUCAAAUACUAAUUUAACUGAGCCUUACAUGGUCAAUCAGUAAAUUCUUGGAACAUCCAUCCACCUGGUUCUUUCUUCAGAGCACAACCUGUGGCGAUAUUUUAAGGCUGAGUAUUGUAUCAGAUAAACAAAGCAUAAAAGCACAUUCUGACCCAAUUUACAUGACAGUACAAGGCUUGUCAGUGCGGUGAGGCACAGAACAGAAGACAGUUUAUGGACCUGUAAAUGUUGUCCCCAUAUCCCAUGCUAUGCCUACAGUAUGGCACAAAUUAUGGAAACUUUGCACUUGAAAGUUUAGUACUGAUAACUUUUAUCUGUGCACUUCUUGACCACAAGUGGUAACAACAUUAUGUGGCUAUCGGUAAUUUUAAAUAAAGUAUACAAGGCAAAAAAGAAAAACUGUUUUCACUGUGUGAAUAUUAUAAUUUUAUGUAGAAAAAUAUUGGACAAAGAAAUACAUGUUCGAGCUGAUUAUUAAAUUUCAUUUGCAUUACAAAUUACUUGUUUACACAAGUGCUAAUUAUUAUUUCAUUUUUGUUUUAUGUUGAUAUUACAUUUAUUACAAUUACAAUUAUUAUGCCAGAAAGAGUUGUUGCAAAAUAUUACAUGAAUGAUCAAAAUGUGUUUAUAAAUGCAGUGUUUCUAUAAUUUGUGCCAGUACUGUAUAUACAGCACCCAAUUCCCUCUGUUAAUGACCUCUAUUGGAUGUCUGAAGAAAAAAAAAAUCAAUACUGUAGAAACUGUUACACCUGAAACAAUGUCACCAUUGUUCAAAGCUUAAGCUUUCCUGUUUUCAUCUGGUAAGUUUUGUGAAUAUGGGACAUUGACAGCUAAGUAAUGCACGGAGCACCUGGGGCCUCAUUCGUCAACACAACAUUUUAUAUGUAAUGCUGUGCAUGCCCAUUGGCAAAUGGGAAAAAGCUCAAGCUGUGCAUAGCUAUUGGGAUUCUCAUGCAUAUUCAUGACCAUGUGUACAAAUAUUUCCUGUGGUUGAAUUAUGGCAAGCUUUGGCCUCAGAAAAAAAGCCUUUGUUUUACCUUGAAAAAUGGAGCUCCAUUCAUACUGGUAAUUAUGAAAGAUUUACAAAUAAUGCACUGGAGAACUCUGGUUGAAGCACAGCCAGCAUGCACUGAUUCUGGCAGUGUCACAGUGGUAAUACCAGACAGACCAUAUUAAUGGGCACUAGAAAAGUGGUGAGUAAAUGGCAGCUAUGGGCUUUUUGACAAAAUUAAGGCCCAGAGUCCCAGCUAUCAAAAUUCCAUUCAUUGGAACUGGCAUUUGAUUAGUUUUGUUCCAUUUCGGGAAGUAUAUUCUUAGUUUAAAGAAGAGAUGGACUUUUGGACCAACUGAAGGAUGUGAAACAGAAAUCUGUUUUAAAUGUGUUGAUUUACGUCGGGGAGAGUGGCUAGAUUAAAGGUAGCUCUUUAAAUCCUGAAAUCUGGUUCUCGUUUUUUGUUUCUCCCCUGAAUUUGGGGUUAAAUAAACAAAAGAGGUUAUGCAAGGACACAAAAGCUGUUCUGUCUGUUCAUUAAGAGCAUUGGUGUUUAUAGAUAUGUUUUGUAUUGUUUGCAUAAAAUGUGCAAUUUUCCUUUGCUUCUUUUUGAUGCCGGUUUUAUACCCCCACCAUAAAUGUAAAUUGCUCUUUAUGCUGCCCUUGGUUUGAGUGCUGAUGAGGUCAUUGCUGGCGAGUGAUUAAAACUAUUGAUUUUAAAACCGAUAGAACACUAUUGGCCUUAAAAUAAUUGUGAUAAAAUAUUUUGACAUGAUGUGAAUGAGUAAAUAUGCAACACUGCAAUAAAAUGUCAGUGACUGGACUUUUCCUACUCCAAAUAAAAAAUGAAAAAUGACCUUAACUCUG